Molecule: messenger RNA, 4641 nt
Organism: Ilyonectria robusta
Lineage: Eukaryota; Fungi; Ascomycota; Sordariomycetes; Hypocreales; Nectriaceae
Product: histidine phosphatase superfamily-domain-containing protein
Exons: 5
Coding region: 1-4641 (1546 amino acids)
Biological process (GO): inositol phosphate biosynthetic process; inositol metabolic process
Cellular component (GO): cytosol
Molecular function (GO): inositol hexakisphosphate kinase activity; diphosphoinositol pentakisphosphate kinase activity; 5-diphosphoinositol pentakisphosphate 1-kinase activity
Source: RefSeq, a predicted model, not a curated record
AUGGGCGCCGUGGACCGACCGGGCCCGAAAUCUGCUGGUACCAUCGGCGCCGUAGAUAACCCAAUCCACUCGGCUAGCCCCUCCGACGACGCUUCUCCCGACUUUUCUCGCCGCCCGCCUACUUCUGUUUCUUUCCCGCAGCCCCAGACCAGACUGUCCCGCCGUCCCUCUCAAUCGUCCUCAUUGCCCCUCGCCAAUUCCUUCGCCACCAGGAAGGGCCGCUCUGUUGAGCCCGGUACCUCGGACAUCCACGCCCGCCGUACCAGCUGCUCCAUCCCACCACCCUCGUCCACAUCCCUAAGGAGCCCGAGAUCGGUACUCACCCGUACCCGUGGGGAGUCUACGGCCUCAGACGCCUGGAGCGAAGACCUGGCACUAGCCGACUCCCAGCAAGCCCUUGGCAACGAUCCCCACCUGCAUAAUCGCUUGUCCGCCACCACCGACAACUUUCACACCGUCUUGCCGGAGCCUCUGCCAAAUUCGAAGUCUUCCUCCUCUGAUCCCCAGACCAACAGGCUCUCGGGAAACUCACUCUAUUCCCUAGCCUCAGCCCGCGGCGUCAUCACACCCUCAUCCUCUGGGCACGGAUCAGAAUUUGGGACACCUCCUCGCUCAGUGACUGGUUUUAUGCCCCCGUCCAAGAGCAUCGGGCAAUCCCAAUCCGAAGCUGGAAUCUCGAACGUCACCGUCACCACCUCUUCAACCGCUCACUCGAACCAACCAGGCGGGGGAUACCAUCACCUGGCCCCGCGUGAUUCUCAUUCACAGUCACUGGACUUGAGAAGACGAUCCCACCGCGCCGAAACAAUGCAAAAUAGCACGCCCAACCUGCGCUCCCAGCCCGACCGGUCCCGCAGUCGGGCCAAGAGGCGGUUCAGCGGGAGCACCGCAACAAGCAGCCACAGCCCAAGCAGUGAUCGGGGCCCUCAUCACCGCGAGAAGGAAGACGUUAAACCGGCACGCUGGGGCGUCAUUGGCGUCUGUGCGCUUGAUGUCAAGGCGAGAAGCAAGCCCAGCAGGACCAUCCUGAACAGGCUCAUCGCCAAUCGCGAAUUUGAUGUCGUCGUUUUCGGCGACAAAGUCAUUCUUGACGAAGAGGUUGAGAAUUGGCCCAUAUGCGACUACCUCAUCUCCUUCUACUCCGACGGCUUCCCUCUCGAUAAAGCCAUUGCAUACGUCAAGGCGCGCAAGCCUUUUUGUGUCAACGAUGUGCCUAUGCAGCAGAUCCUCUGGGAUCGCCGCGUCUGCCUGCAUUUGCUCGACAAAAUCCAGGUCCGCACACCGAAGCGCCUGGAGGUGAGCCGUGAUGGCGGCCCUCAGAUGCUCACCCCGGAAGUGGCCAAGCACAUCAAGGAUAUAUCUGGCGUCACCUUGGAACCUGUCGACCCGAAAAAUUUCGUACCUCCCCGCAAGGUAGAAUUGCUCGAAGACGGCGAUGUUCUAAGUGUCGAUGGCCAGCUACUAAAGAAGCCAUUCGUAGAAAAGCCAACCAGCGGCGAGGACCAUAAUAUCAUCAUCUACUUCCCCAAGAGCGCCGGUGGCGGCGCACGCAAGCUCUUCAGAAAAAUUGGAAACAAGAGCUCCGACUUCAUCCCUGAACUUACCGUUCCCCGAGCGAUAACCGAACCCAACAGCAGCUACCUUUACGAAAGCUUUAUGCAGGUCGAUAAUGCCGAAGAUGUCAAGGCAUAUACUGUCGGACCCAGCUAUUGCCAUGCGGAAACUCGGAAGAGCCCUGUUGUUGACGGAGUCGUCAGAAGGAACACGCACGGAAAGGAAUUGCGCUAUGUCACUGCGUUGAGCGCCGAAGAGAAAGAAGUAGCAAGCAAGAUCUCAACCGCAUUUGGUCAGAGAGUGUGUGGCUUUGAUCUCUUGCGUGCAUCCGGUAAGAGUUAUGUGAUUGAUGUCAAUGGUUGGAGCUUCGUCAAGGACAAUGACGAGUACUAUGACCAUUCAGCAAGCAUUCUCAAGGAUAUGUUCAUCAAGGAGAAGCUUCGUCGUGGCGGUGUUACUCCGCCCAUUCCCUCACCUGCCCCGUCAGAUACAGACCCCUUCACGCGUGCCUCCAACGCAUUCAAGGAUCGCGAGCAAGCCCAUAUCCCAGCCACGAAUGGAAAUAGGAACUCAACCAUGUCAACCAAUGGGGCCGAUACUCAAAGCAUCGAUUCAUCCCGACGCGUUCCCAGCGGGACUGCAUCCCCUUUCCCUACGGACAGCAGCCUACCGUCGAAAGCCCAAGGGUCAACUACACACCUGCCACCCCCUCUGGACCUGUCGAUCCCUGGAGCAGUAUCUACAUCUCCUGCCACCCAACAAUCCUCGACUUCCACGGACCCACCUCCCUCGGAAUCGCAGGAAGACAGCAUGCCAGCUCCACCGCCCCCGAAGCAUUCUUGGAAAUUGAAGGGCAUGGUGUCUGUGAUUCGACACGCAGACCGCACGCCAAAGCAGAAAUACAAAUUCACAUUCCAUACGGAGCCAUUCAUUGCACUUCUUAAGGGCCACCAGGAAGAAGUGCUGUUGAUUGGCGAGGCCGCGUUGGCAAGUGUGAUACAAGCUGUCGAUGUGGCAUUCCAGGAAGACAUUGAGGAUCGAUCAAAACUUCGAUCUCUUCGCAAUGUCCUAGUAAAAAAAGGUAGCUGGGCGGGCACGAAGGUUCAAAUCAAACCGAUGUUCCGCAAGAAGAAGACCGAGCUCGUACCAGUCGUGGCUGAGAUGCCGGACUUGACUGAGCAUGUGGAGUCUACCGUGGUGGAGGAUGAGGGCAAUUUGUCUUCCAAGGAAGAACCACAUCGAGCUCCCAAGCGCCACGAUUCACUCUCCGGCAUGACUAUGUCCAAGUUCACGGCGGCGGAGGAGAGCCUAGUCCUGGAUAAGCUGCAGCUUAUCGUCAAGUGGGGAGGAGAGCCAACGCACUCGGCACGAUACCAAGCCCAGGACCUCGGCGAAAGCAUGCGCAACGAUUUGAUGCUGCUGAACAGGGACAUUUUGGACGAGGUCCACGUAUUUAGCAGCUCCGAGCGACGUGUAACGACGAGCGCACAGAUAUGGGCCGCUUCCUUUCUCGACAAGAAGGAUAUUCCCGAAGACCUUAUCACGAUCCGCAAGGACCUUCUAGAUGACUCGAAUGCCGCAAAGGAUGAGAUGGACAAGGUCAAGAAAAAGUUGAAGGGGCUUCUGCGCAAGGGCAAUGAGCGACCGGCCCAAUUUGCCUGGCCGGAAAACAUGCCCGAGCCGUCCGAGGUGCAGACACGAGUUGUGCAGCUGAUGAAGUUCCACCGUCGUGUCAUGCACUACAACUACGGCAAGCUAUACAGCGGGGCUGUGACUUCUCUCAAUGCCAUUUCUAACCCGAGCACCGAGAAGUUGGCCGGAGACAGUUUGAGUUCGUCCAUCUCAUCGUCCAUCUCACAUGCCAACGCCGUUAACAACAUUCAAUCCCGGUGGUGUUGUGGUGAGGAUGCGGAGCUGUUCAAGGAACGCUGGGAAAAGCUCUUCGCUGAGUUUUGCGACGGCGAUAAGGUCGACCCUAGCAAGAUCUCGGAACUCUAUGAUACAAUGAAGUUCGAUGCCCUACACAAUCGCCAGUUCCUGGAGUGGGUGUACACCCCGCCCAGUCACAUGCUAGAGGAGUACGGUUACGCGAUUACGGAGGCAAAGCCCAAGGUAUCAGAAGACAGCAAGUACUCGGAGGACCUCAAGUCGGAGAAGGCCCAGAACCCAUCGCCUGAUGGCUCGGACAAAGUCGACAUGGGAAGCCGAUCUGCCUCGGUCAAAAAACUUUUCAGGCGACGGUCCUUUCUCAACAACCUGCGGCACUUUCACGAGGAGUCACCGCCGGAGCAAUACUUCCGACUCUACAAAGGCACAAACCAAAGUACCGCUAAGGUAGACGCACGGAAUGAGCCGUUGCAGGAGCUUUACCGGCUUGCGAAGAUUCUAUUCGAUUUUAUCUGCCCCCAGGAGUACGGUAUUUCGGAUAGCGAGAAGCUCGAGAUAGGCCUGCUUACAUCACUGCCGCUCCUCAAGGAAAUUGUUCAAGACUUAGAGGAGAUGCAGGCAUCCGAUGAUGCCAAGUCGUUCUUCUACUUUACCAAGGAGUCGCACAUUUAUACGCUGCUCAACUGUAUCAUUGAGGGUGGCAUUGAGACCAAAAUCAAGCGAAGCACGAUCCCGGAGCUUGACUACCUCUCCCAGAUCAGCUUUGAGCUCUACGAAUCAGAGACUAAGACAACCGUACACGGUUGUCCAGAUGACGAGCCCACCUUCACGUACAGCAUUCGCAUUACCAUCAGCCCAGGUUGCCACGUCUUCGAUCCCCUGCAUGUCCAGCUAGACAGCCGACAUUGCAUCGGAUACGCACCCAGACGGAGCUUGACGCCACACGCGGAUUGGCUACAGGUUAUCAAGACACUCCGGGCCAAAUUCAACCAGGUCAAACUGCCCAAGACAUUCCUGGCGGUGAACCUGUCUGAUGCUUUCACAUUUGAGGAGAACGAGCGACAGGGAAGCGACAAUGAUGUGCUUGAGAUGAAGGUAGCAGCACAUAAGCACUUCGGGUCCGAAUCGACCAGGCCGAAUGCGGACAAUGAUAUUGUCAUGGGUAAUGGAAUCGAGGAUAACAAGGAGGCCAAUCCUUAA